AUGAACAAUUCGAUUUUAUUACCUUCUGAUGUAAAGGCGGAGGACCAUCAGCAGCAGGACCACCUUCGGCGCGAAAACAGUCCAGGACUGACUCCUGUUUGUCGCGAUUACCUCCGGGGUACGUGCUAUGGGCGUGUCAGAAUCGAAAUCGAUAUUUAUAAGUUGAAAUGAUUUGCGAUGCAUGAAACGAAUUUAUAUCAGUCGGCGCCCAGUAGUUUUCAAGUGAGGGCCAGUCUGCCUCACCUGCCAACUCUGCAAGACAGGUAUUCUGUGGGUUGCUUUUUAUGCAUUACAAGUUUUUCAACUUCGUCAAUUUCGAUCCUGACGCGGCUUUCAUACGUGCCUCCGAGGGGGGCGGUGCCGGUAUUACCACCCACAGGAGAAGGACAAAAGUAAGUACAAUAUGGACGGAAGCUAUCCACAGUAAAUUUCCCGUACACGGACAAAUGCAGUCACUGCAUGACAAAACUUGCCUUCAGUCCUAGUCUAGCAUGACAAGUUGGAUACUGCAAGUCAGCGAAAUUAUUUGUCAUGUAUUUUGUACAUGUACAGGAAAUUUACAUUGCAUAGAAGCCUGAAAAACCUCAACCAGGAGAGCGCAGUACUAGAGUUGCUGUCGCACGCCAACAGAACUCUGCCCGCGAACGAAGCAGGACAAGUUUCUAAUGCCGCGGCCCAAGGAGAGAUGGUAAACGGGGAAGGUCGAAAAAUGGACGUGCUAGUGAGCAAUACGACAUUUUUACCCUCUACUUCGACAGCUUCCGCAAAUGGUGGCUCUGCAGGACAGCUGCCCUCGUCCGCUUCAUCCUCGUCUGUUGCCAGCAGCAACAGGAACAGGGGAACGAUUUCGGGAAAUAAUCGCGACAGCGAAGAGGAGAUGAACCAACAACAAAUACAACCUGAGACUGACAACUCGAUGAAGAUCGACGGGGCAGAUGAACAUUAUCUCGGCACGACCACAAUGAUCGGCACUGCCAGUUGUAGUUCAUCCACCUCCGCUGCUGGCCGCAACAUCAAUCGACGGCCGCUUCGAAGGCUCUCUUCCGCUUUGAAGAAUCUAAACGAUGAUGGAGCGACUGCGAGUGGACGUGGGCCACGGGAUAAAAAUAACACCAGUGAUGUAGACCACGAGGACUCAUCUUCUCCUAUGGUCGUCUGCGAAGGUGAUGAUGAUGAAGAUCAUCUUGGAACGACUUCGUCUGGCAGGAAGGAUCAAAAUCAAGAUGAAAAUGGCCAACAAGAAGAGCCCCCUGCGUUAUUAACCAAUGAACUGUCAACCUCCACAUCUGAUGGCAACAAACCAUCGGCUUUGGUGGAGCAGCAGCAAGAAGAUCUGACCCGCACGACGGCCGCCAGUGGGGCGUCUGUUUUACCAGGAACAAGACCACCUGCAUUGACGACCCUUGCUUCCGUCGCCUCAGCCUCCGCUGCGGCAGGGGGCUCAACUGCUGGUGCUGCUGCUGAAGGUGGGCAAAAACCAAAGCACGGCGGCAUUUACAACAAUGUAGGCUUUGGCACCGCAGGCAGUGGCAGCUUUCGAUAUGGACAAGGCUCAACAUCUGCUGGAACAAGCAACAAUCUGUUCCAUGGCG
Amoebophrya sp. A120 is the source of this 1592-nucleotide messenger RNA. The record is from the annotation of a GenBank genome assembly. NCBI's taxonomy places the organism in Eukaryota, Dinophyceae, Syndiniales, Amoebophryaceae.